Magallana angulata is the source of this 3297-nucleotide messenger RNA. Its product is annotated as kelch-like protein 28. Gene Ontology annotation, molecular function: protein binding. The coding region runs from base 75 to 3089 and encodes 1004 amino acids. The transcript is spliced from 11 exons. The record is from RefSeq and is a predicted model, not a curated record. NCBI's taxonomy places the organism in Eukaryota, Metazoa, Mollusca, Bivalvia, Ostreida, Ostreidae.
ACGUCACAAUAGAUUGUCUCAAAUUGUGAAUGACGAUUAGAGAAUCAGUAGCUAGUCUAUCAGUCUGAUUAAAAAUGACUCGAUUCCAUUUCUCGAACCGCUUGACCAAGAAGCUAAAAAAGCCAUCGUCAAAGAAGGGUAGUAAUGUCCCUAGUAAUGUACCAUCAACUUCUGCUGAGGCUGGUGGAACAGAAGAAGUGAUGUCUAAUAUGGUUCUGAAGACGGUUGAUUCAGACACCAAGAAGUCGUGUAGCAGUAGUAGCAGCUGUAGCAGCUUUGACGUGGCAAGUGAUAUCACACAGGGCAGUGUGCAAAGGAUAUUUCAGGAAGUGGAUGGCCACCUUAGCGUCACAGAUACCCAGCAAUACCAAGAUGCCGUGGAGGCGUUCAGCGAAACGGAGCUGAACAAGAAGCUAGCCGAGGAGCUGGACUACCUACAGGAGCUGCUGGAGGAUGAGAAGAAGGGCGAGAUCCAUACUGACACCAAGUGGGUGGAUCCAGAGGCGGAGAUCCCGUGGGAGCAGACCCACAGGCGCGUGCUCACCAUGACCGUGGAUACCCACAAACACAAACAUGGUCAAAAUGGUCACUUGCACCAUCAUCACAACCACGACCCCGUCCCCACAAACACCCAGGUCCCUGAGACCAUGGCCACCAAACUCCCCAACCGCAAAGUCCCGCUCCACAAAGAAUUCGCCUGUACUAACCUGGCUUGUACCAAUCCGCACUGUUCUGACGUCAUGUGUGGCGUCAAAGGAUUGGAUGUUGCAGACAAGCAUAAGCAUCAUGUACCUGAACCUAUCCCCGUCAACAACCAGGUGCCUCACAGCAUGGCUACCAGGCUCCCCAACCGCAAAGUCCCUCUCCAUAAAGAGUUCGCCUGUACUAACCUGGCGUGUGCUGAUCCGCACUGUUCUGACGUCAUGUGUGGUACCAAAGUGACGGAAAUCAAGAGUCACAACUCUGAUCCCGAUUUGUAUUCCUCCAGAUAUGCUAUGGAUACAGCUGUUGCCCACAUUGAGAAGACAGUGAAAAAUGAAGCGGAUAUUACCUCGCACGAAUACGAGCACUACUCUGGCAAGCCCGUCCUGUUUGUCAUGGACUCUAGGAACAAGUUCCAUCCCCUCACUCGCCCACAGGAGGCCCACAAAGUCCUGGACGUCUGCAAAGAGUAUGAGCCCACCAAGUCACAGCAGCACGUGAUCAACACACUGCAAGGGAGCGAGGACGCCAACACCGCCGCCCACGAUAUCCUGACGGGUACAUUCAUCCGCAACUGUCAAGAGGAAAACCUGAUGACCGAUGUCAACAUAUACAUCGGCGGCGAACUGUUCACCGCUCACAGAAUUAUGCUUGCGCAAUAUAGUUCGUACUUUCAGGAACUGUUCUGCAUUUCGAAGCGGGAUAACAAUUUGCCGUUCAACUUAAAGGUGAAAGGAAUAUCCGCAGAUGCGUUUGAGGCGUUCUUGCAUCUUGUGUACAUCGGAGACUGCAACAUAACAUCAGAUAUCGUGAUGGAUCUGUACAUGAUCGCAAAACGAUUCAGUGUCGAUGAACUUCACAACAGAUUGAACGAUUAUCUUAACUCUUUGAGCACCGAUAAUUGCCUCGAUAUCAUGUUGCGGGGAGAAGCUCCCCCAGGUGAACCUUUGUACGAAACGGCCCUAAAAUUCUUGAUCAGAGAUUUCCAGAAAGCCGUGAAGAAAGCAGCGUUCUUGGAGCUCCGUCUUGACGUCUUGAUCAAGAUUUUAUCCUCAGAUUUCCUCAAGAUUGAUAAAGAGACUGAGGUGUUCGAUGCCGCCCACGCCUGGAUCAAACACGACAUACCGAAGCGUGAGCAACACCUGUCACGUGUCAUGGAGUGUGUUCGAUUUGCUCUGAUGGACCACUUGGAGCUCUUCGUCCUCUUCAGUGGAGUUGAUCUCAUUCAGAAAAAUGCUUACUGUCGGGAGAUGAUGAUGAAAGCAAAUUGGAUUAUCACGUCUCGUAUGUUGCAUUUUGCCGAUCCAUUUGAUCUUCCCUGUCCAAAUAAAAGGGACCCAAAUCUUCUGCAUCAGACACCAGAUGAAGGACUUGAUGAUUCAUUAAAAAUCCAACCCAAGAUUCCAAAAGAGGAUAAACUUGUGCCAGGGGACCUACUGGCGUUUGGAGGAUUUUUCUCGGGAUCCGACAAAACUAGGGCCGUCGAAGGAGCGAAAAGCAUCAUGUGGUAUCAUGUCGACUCUCGGAACUGGAAAAAACUAACUGAACUUCCGGAAGCCCGCAUCCAUCACGCCUCGUGUGUCCUAAACGGCAAGAUCUAUAUUACCGGGGGAAGCGACCCCAAAUUCCACAAGGAAUCCCCGAAAGCACUAGCAAGUUGUUUCUGCUUUGACCCCCAUACUAUGGAAUGGACCAACAUUGCCCCAAUGAGGACCCCCAGACUGAUGCACAGUUUGGUGGCCCUCAGUGGCCGCCUGUACGCCAUUGGAGGUCAAGACAUCAACGAUAGGCUCCUGAGUCGUGUGGAGUGUUACAACCCGGACACAAACAAGUGGAUAGCUGUGGCCUCCAUCAAUGUCGCCCGCAUUGCCUCUGCUGCGGCCGUAAUGGACGGAAAGAUAUAUUUGGCUGGUGGAUACACGGCCGACAUCAAAGUCAAAUCAGGCACGCCCAUCUCCUCCAUUACGGAGUGUUAUGACCCAGAGAAUCAAAAGUGGACCCGCCUGGGCGAUAUUCGCAUCCCGCGGUGCCAAGCCUCCCUGGUGGCUCUAGGUGGGGAUCUGUAUCUGUGCGGUGGUGCCACACGGACCCACGGUACCGACUUCACCACCGCCACCAGCCUCCGGGACAUCGAUAAGUAUAGCAAGGAGUUCGACAUGUGGGAGAAGGUGGCAGAGCUAGACACCGAGAGACACGCCUGUGGUGCCGCGGCAGUCGGGAAUAAGCUGUACAUUUGUGGUGGUGCUUGCUCUGCUAUGGGAUACAUGCUCCAUUCUAUGGAGGUAUAUGACGCUGCCGCCGGGAAAUUCGACAGAACCGCUCCAGACUGUCCCCUCCCUGGCCGGUUCCUGAGUUUAAUCGCUGUCCCGCCCUGCGCGGAGAACUAAAUUACGGAAACGAUUCAUUGAUCGAAAUUAUUUUGAUAUAAAAAGGAAUAUUUGGUAAUCUUAAUCUGUAGUUAAAUUCUUUGCUAAGGGAGUUAAUAAUGUUAUGGUUGUUAAAUGUUUUACCUAUAUAUUUUUCAGUAAACCACUACUGUUAAAAGCAAUUAUGGUUAUACCCUUUUGCCUCUAAAGGAAAUAAAAUUAAUGCAAC